Messenger RNA from Parus major (Great Tit), 1624 nucleotides. Its product is annotated as neuronal acetylcholine receptor subunit alpha-2-like. Bases 196 to 1536 code for a protein of 446 amino acids. NCBI's taxonomy places the organism in Eukaryota, Metazoa, Chordata, Aves, Passeriformes, Paridae. The transcript is spliced from 4 exons. Gene Ontology annotation, cellular component: neuron projection; postsynaptic membrane; synapse. Gene Ontology annotation, molecular function: acetylcholine-gated monoatomic cation-selective channel activity; transmembrane signaling receptor activity. The record is from RefSeq and is a predicted model, not a curated record. Gene Ontology annotation, biological process: chemical synaptic transmission; regulation of membrane potential; nervous system process.
ACAAUUCCCAGGAAAUCCAUUCCCUGGUGCCCAGAAUUCCCGGGAAAUCCAUUCCUGGCUGCCCAGAAUUCCCGGGAAAUCUCAUUCCCGGGCUGGCCUCAGCAGCCGAUCCCGCUGGACUCCCGGAUUUCGGGACGAUCGCUGGGGAUCUCCCGGCUGAUCCCGUUUUUCCCAGCACAGGAUGAGAAGAACCAGAUGAUGACCACCAACGUCUGGCUGAAGCAGGAAUGGAGCGACUACAAACUGCGCUGGGAUCCGGCCGAGUACGACAACGUCACCUCCAUCCGCGUGCCCUCCGAGAUGAUCUGGAUCCCGGAUAUCGUCCUCUACAACAACGCCGACGGUGAGUUCGCGGUGACGCACAUGACCAAGGCGCAGCUCCUGUGGGACGGCACGGUCACCUGGGUGCCGCCGGCCAUCUACAAGAGCUCCUGCAGCAUCGACGUCACCUUCUUCCCCUUCGACCAGCAGAACUGCAAGAUGAAGUUCGGCUCCUGGACCUACGACAAGGCCAAGAUCGACCUGGAGAACAUGGACCACCAGGUGGACCUGAAGGACUACUGGGAGAGCGGCGAGUGGGCCAUCAUCGACGCCACCGGCACCUACAACUCCAAGAAGUACGACUGCUGCACGGAGAUCUACCCGGACAUCACCUUCUGCUUCGUCAUCCGCCGCCUGCCGCUCUUCUACACCAUCAACCUCAUCAUCCCCUGCCUCCUCAUCUCCUGCCUCACCGUCCUGGUCUUCUACCUGCCCUCCGACUGCGGCGAGAAGAUCACGCUCUGCAUCUCCGUCCUGCUCUCCCUCACCGUCUUCCUGCUGCUCAUCACCGAGAUCAUCCCCUCCACCUCGCUGGUCAUCCCGCUGAUCGGCGAGUACCUGCUCUUCACCAUGAUCUUCGUCACCCUCUCCAUCAUCAUCACCGUCUUCGUGCUCAACGUGCACCACCGCUCGCCGGGCACGCACGCCAUGCCGCGCUGGGUGCGCCGCCUCUUCCUGGAGCUGCUGCCGCCACGCAUCCUCAUGAGGAGGCCGGUGCCGGCCGAAGGGGGCGGGGGGCGGUACGAGCCGGCCGGGAGCGGGCUGAGCACCUCCCGCUGCUGGCUGGAGACCGACGUGGAUGAGGAGGAGGAGGAGGAGGAGGAGGAGGAGGAAGAGGAGGAAGAGGAGGAGAAGAGUUAUCCCGGCCGCCCCGGGGAAUCCCGGGAAAGGCAAUUCCGCUACAACCGAGCCGGGAAAGGCUCCGGGGGCUCGGCGGGGCGAGGCUCGUCCAAGGGGGGGAAGAAGGAGGAGGAGGAGGAGGAGGAAGGCUCGGAGCGGGGCUUGGCGCUGUCUCCCCGGAUCCUGAAGGCGCUGGAAGGGGUGCAGUACAUCGCCGAUCACCUGCGGGCUGAGGAUGCCGACUGCUCCGUGAAGGAAGACUGGAAAUACGUCGCCAUGGUGAUCGACCGGAUCUUCCUCUGGAUCUUCAUCAUCGUCUGCCUGCUGGGCACCGUGGGGCUCUUCCUGCCGCCCUACAUGGCCGGGAUGAUCUAGGACCCGCCGGGAAUAUCGGGAAUAUCGGGAAUAAUGGCUGGGAGGGACACGGAGCCCUGGAAAAGCUCCCGUGGGAAUGGAGGGUGGG